UCAUAAAAUAUAACGAUGAAGUUUCCUUUCCGUUUCUCUGGAUUGACUCUACCAAUCCGCAGUCACUCCUCCUCUUCCUCUACUCCUUCUCCUGCGGUGGGAGCUGCUCCUCGGACCAUGGCGCUGCGCUCUGAACACUUCACUGUAUACGUGGCGGUGACUUUUCUUGCUGCAGCGGUAUCAAACCUCACGACAGGAGUGUCGGGAGCUGGCGGCCCUAAAGUUUUGUCACUUCUGCAGCCGUAUGACUUUCUUUAUUACAGCGGGGUGCGCGCUUAUUAUGGCGAGGAGUGGGCAAAGGCUGCAGAGCUGCUGGAGAAAUCCAUCCAGACCAGGGAGGCACUGCGGAGAGUCCGCAGGCAGUGUCAUGAUGAAUGUGUGGCAUCUGGGACCGACGCUCUAAACAAACUGGACUCGGAGGAGGGGAGCAUGUGGGACCUCUGGGCCCUGGACUGGAUUCAGCAGAGAGCCGAGUGUCUGAGGUUCUGCAUCGGACGCUCCAUCACACCUGCGGGACAGCUGUCCGUUUCAUACGACAUAGAAUAUGAAUUCGACACUCGCAACCCCUACAACUUUCUGCAGGUCACCUACUACAAGUUGGAGAAAUUAAAAAAGGCAGCAUCUGCGGCUCAUACGUACUUCGUGGCCAACCCGAGUCACCUGGAGAUGAGGAACAACAUAGAGAAGUACAGACGGAUGGAGGGAGUGACGGAGGACGAUUUCCAGGAUAGAGUGAUGGAGAAACAUUGGGUCCUGUAUGAUGCGGCCGUGCAGCACGAGGCCUCCUCCGACUGGCUGCAGGCGGCAGAGAAAUGGAAAGCUUGUCUGAACGAAACUCUGUGGCGGAUGGAGGAGUGCAGGGUGCAGUGCGAGGUCGCCCCGCAGCCGCUGCCCGAGGACAGGGGAGUGGACGGAGUUGACGGCCUGUUCGAAAAGGCUGCCGCUCUGUCCCUGUCCCUGCUCUCCUGCCGGCAGUCCUGCGUGACUCAGGUCGCCACACGGCCGGGACGGAUUUCUGCUCAGGAGGAUUUCUUGCCGACGCAGCUUGAGCAUCUGCACAUCGCGCAGUUUAAGUCUGGUGAUGUGAGGGGAGCAGUGCAGACACUUGGCUCUUUCCUGCUGUUUUACCCCUCUGACAAGGACUCCUUAGACAACCUGCAGCUCUACUACGAGACACUAGGGGGGGAUGUGGAGUCACAUGGCAUUCAGCCUGCUCGGGAAAUUGUCAAUUACAUCAACCAGUCCUUGCAAGAGAAGAGGCUGUUGUAUUUUGGUGCGGAGAACCUUAACUUUAAUUUUUCUGACCCGGAUCUUUGGACCCCAGAGGAUGUUGUACCUGAAUCACUGAGAGAAAACUGGAGAGCUGAAAAACAGAAAAUAAACGAGAAAAUAAAAGAAGGGGAUCAGGUCGAAGAAGUGGAUGACAGCGGGUUUUACGCAGGGGGCCCGGUCCACCAAGUGGGUGUAACCAUAACUAUGGACGACGAAGUUCUGAACGGGACCAAUCGAGUCGUCUUCGACGGAGUCAUGACCCAGAAGGAGUGUGAUAAAAUACUGCAUUUAGCAACUGUAGCCGCGUCUCUUGGAGAUGGUUACAGAGGACGCCGGUCUCCACACACACCUCAUGAGACGUUUGAGGGUCUUACUGUCCUCAGGGCUGUAAAGCUGUCUCAGGAGGGACUGGUGAACCAGUCAGACACCAGGUUGUUACAUGAGCUGGGUGAGAGAGUGAAAACCCUGCUGCACUCCUACUUCAGGAGCCCCCCAGGGCUUUUCAUCUCCUUUACACACCUGGUGUGUCGCAGUGCCACUACAGAAAACCAGGAGGGCAGGAUGGAUCUGUCUCACCCCGUCCACGUCGAUAACUGUCUUCUUGAGCCUGAAACCAAACAGUGUUGGAGGGAACCACCUGCGUUCAUACACAGAGACCUCAGUGCUAUUCUCUACCUGAAUGAUGACUUUGACGGAGGAGAGUUGUUCUUCACUAAAAGAGACGCCAAAACAGUAACAGCCCGAGUUAAGCCCAGCUGUGGCCGUCUGGUGGGCUUUUCAUCCGGACCGGUGAACCCCCAUGGCGUCACUGCCGUGACGAGGGGCCGGCGCUGCGCUCUGGCUCUGUGGUUCACAAAGGAAAAGAUCUACAGAGACAUGGAGCGAGAGGAAGCAGAGGCCUUGUGGGCCACCGACGGACAGAGCGUUUUGAAAAAGGACGAGGACGAGGAGGAGAAGGAGAAGGAGGGCAGCGCCACCGCCGGCCGAAACGCUCGGAACCACGCUCCCAAAGAGAGGAGCAGAGGGAGAAACGUGGUGUCGGGGGGCAAGGAUGAGCUGUGAGAGUCGGAGAGGGCGCUUCAGACUGAAACCGGAAUUUAUUUUGCGUUUCUUCCAUCCCCAUACAGUUUCCAUCCGAGCAUCUCACUCCAGUUGUGCAUCAAAUUUCAGUUUUAGCUUGUUUUUAAUGUGUGCUUUAUUUAUACUGUAUGUCAGGGGACGCUUUGUCCUCUUACCUCUGUGGUAUGACUCUGUACUUUUGUUCCAGAUGUUUUUCUGACCAAUCACUGGCUUUGAAACUGAAAAUACUAUAAUGUGCAUUAAAUGUGACUUUUUUUAUCAGCGGAGCGUGAGCGCCACAUGCCAGACGCACGCAAGAGCUCCCUCAGAAAGAGGAUUAGAGACAGAUAGGGAGGCUGAAAAGCGGUGGCAAAGCGAGGCCCGGCUGCAAGAUCUGUUAAGCGAUUUACCUCUCUGCCUCCAUGACAAGCUGCAGGUUUUAUUCUGCUCUGAAUUUGACAAAUAUGAGAAAGUCCGACGGCCAUUGGCAUGAGGAUGACGCAAAACAGUCUCGGAUACUAAUGAGGGAGAGGAGCGAGCUGUCAGAUAGAGAGAGGUGAGUGAGGGUAAAAAAAAAAAAGGGAUAGAAA
Molecule: messenger RNA, 2921 nt
Organism: Fundulus heteroclitus (mummichog)
Lineage: Eukaryota; Metazoa; Chordata; Actinopteri; Cyprinodontiformes; Fundulidae
Gene: p3h3
Product: prolyl 3-hydroxylase 3
Exons: 16
Coding region: 16-2334 (772 amino acids)
Biological process (GO): collagen metabolic process
Cellular component (GO): endoplasmic reticulum
Molecular function (GO): L-ascorbic acid binding; procollagen-proline 3-dioxygenase activity; protein binding
Source: RefSeq, a predicted model, not a curated record